Messenger RNA from Oenanthe melanoleuca, 3965 nucleotides. RefSeq names its product cytoplasmic polyadenylation element binding protein 1 (gene CPEB1). Bases 310 to 1866 code for a protein of 518 amino acids. The record is from RefSeq and is a predicted model, not a curated record. Gene Ontology annotation, biological process: negative regulation of cytoplasmic translation. The transcript is spliced from 12 exons. Gene Ontology annotation, molecular function: translation factor activity, RNA binding; ribosome binding; mRNA regulatory element binding translation repressor activity. Gene Ontology annotation, cellular component: neuron projection; cytoplasm; nucleus. Lineage: Eukaryota; Metazoa; Chordata; Aves; Passeriformes; Muscicapidae.
CGCCCGCGAGGCCGCCUCGCCACGUGGUCGCGCGCGGCGGCGCUGCUGGGCGGCGUUCCCGCCCGUUCUGCCUGCGCGGAGCGGGGAGGGGAUGGCGCCCCUGAGCCCUCAGGACGGGCUGCAUGGAGCUCCCCCGCCUCCUCUCGGGGCGCUGAUACGGGAUCCCCACUCCGUUUGGGCUGGUCUCGAGUGGGUCCUGCUGUUGAGAAAGAAGAUCCUGUGAGGAGCAUAAAAGACUGCUGGGAUAGCCCGAAUGCCCCUGCUCUUUCCACUUGCAGCAAUGCGGAUAUAUUCCGCCGAAUAAAUGCCAUGUUGGACAACUCUCUGGAUUUCAGUGGAGUCUGCACCACGCCUGUCACAAAAAGCAAAUGUGACGCCCUGCCAGACAUCCAGGACUCUGAAGAAGCAGUGGCAAGCAGGAUGCUCUUCCCUACAUCCACUCAAGAGUCUUCCCGUGGCCUCCCAGACACCAACGAUCUGUGCCUUGGCCUGCAGUCUCUCAACCUGACAGGGUGGGACAGACCCUGGAGCACCCAGGACACUGACACUGCAGCACAAACCAGCACGCAGUCCGUUCUCAGCAUGCUGAGUAGCCCUCUUGGGAAUGUCCUGGGGAAGCCCCCACUGGGUUUUCUGCCUUUGGACCCCAUUGGUUCAGACCUGCCAGAGAAGUUCUCCACACCGCCGCUGAGGAACUCGCGCUCCCUCCUGGACUCCCGCUCCAGCAGCCCCUCGGACUCGGACACCAGUGGCUUCAGCUCUGGUUCUGAUCACCUCUCAGACUUGAUUUCAAGCCUUCGCAUAUCCCCUCCUCUGCCCUUCUUGCCUCUCAGUGGGGUGUCGAGAGACCCCUUGAAGAUGGGAGUGGGAUCCCAGCUGGAUCAAGACCAAGCUGCCCUGGCUGCAGUCACUUCCUCCCCAGCCAGUGCAUCGAAAAGAUGGCCUGGAGCAUCUGCGUGGCCUUCCUGGGACCUUCUGGACUCUCCAGAAGAUCCCUUCAGUAUUGAAAGAGAAGCCCGGCUUCAUCGGCAGGCGGCAGCUGUGAAUGAAGCAACCUGCACCUGGAGUGGGCAACUGCCUCCCCGAAACUACAAGAACCCUGUCUACUCCUGCAAAGUGUUCCUGGGAGGAGUCCCAUGGGACAUUACAGAAGCUGGGCUGAUCAACACUUUCCGUGUUUUUGGCUCCCUGAGUGUGGAGUGGCCUGGUAAGGAUGGCAAACACCCACGCUGUCCUCCCAAAGGAUAUGUCUACCUGGUGUUUGAGUCCGAGAAGUCGGUGCGUGCGCUGCUCCAGGCAUGCUCCCAGGACCUGCUGAGCCCUGAUGGGCUCAGUGAGUACUACUUCAAGAUGUCCAGCCGCAGGAUGCGCUGCAAAGAGGUGCAGGUAAUCCCGUGGGUGCUGGCCGACAGCAACUUCGUGCGCAGCCCCUCGCAGCGGCUGGACCCCAGCAAGACGGUGUUCGUGGGGGCCCUGCACGGGAUGCUGAACGCAGAGGCCCUGGCUGCUGUCAUGUACGACCUCUUUGGAGGAGUGGUCUAUGCUGGCAUUGACACUGACAAGCACAAGUAUCCCAUAGGGUCAGGCCGUGUCACCUUCAACAACCAGCGCAGUUACCUGAAGGCUGUGACUGCUGCAUUUGUGGAGAUCAAAACCACCAAGUUUACCAAGAAGGUUCAGAUUGACCCAUACCUGGAGGACUCCAUGUGCCAAGUGUGCAAUGCCCAUCCUGGCCCAUUCUUCUGCAGAGACCAGAUCUGCUUCAAGUAUUUCUGCCGCUCGUGCUGGCACUGGCAGCACUCCAUGGAGGUGCUGCGCCACCACCGCCCGCUGAUGCGCAACCAGAAGAACCGGGACUCCAGCUAAGGGGCCGCAGCGGCGUGGGGCCGGCAGAGUCCUGGCAGAACCUGCCACCAGGAGAGCGCAGCAGCGCCUGCCAGAGCCAGGCCCGGCUGGGAACGUUCUUCCUGAGGACUGACGGGGAAAAAAACAAAAAUCUUACAUUCAUGUUUGCACUUGCUGGUCUUUUUGUUUCUGCACUAAUGCACAGUGAGUUUUGUUGGGGUUUGUUUGGGGGUGUUUUGAGAGGGGGAGUGCCCCUCAAGCCAUUCUGCAGUUCCCAGACUUUGGUUCCUGGUUUGCUGACGAGAAGCAAAAAUCAAAAAUGAAUAAACCCAACCAACCAAGGGCCAUGUGUCGCGGAGGUGUCACCGCAGGCGCCUCUGACCUGGUUUUUUUAUUUUUUAAAGGCGCUUUUUUUACAUUCCUUGCAAUACUGGUGGAGAGAGCGCAGGUCUCAUUGGUCAUUGUUUUGCCGUUGCCAUACAGUGCCUUUCCAUUCAUUUACCCCCACCUGGAUGGUGUGACCUGGGUGUUCAGCUGGUGUUUUUUACUGUAACAACAAGGAGACUUUGCUCUUCAUUUAAACCAAAUCAUAUUUCAUAUUUUACGCUCGAGGGUUUUUACGAGUUCCUUUUUACACUCUUAAAAACAGUUUUUAAGUCGUUUGAAAUGAGGGAUUUUUUUGUUUUCCUGGCAGCUUUUAACAUUAUUGCAAUUUGUGUCUGGGGGCUGCUGGCAGGACGUUGUAAAUCCAGGGGUUUACAACGGGACAGGCCGGGCUUUUUUUUUGUUUUUGGAUUUGAAACUGGACGGGAUGAGGAUCUCUGAGCUGCUGUAUAUAGUUUUAAAUAGUUUGUUGCACUUUUUUAAGUUGCACUUACGGGGGGUUGAUAGAGGUUUUUAAUCACACAAAGUCACAGGACUUACCUUUUCUUUUGUAACAAGCUAAAAAAGGGCUGCGUUUUGGUGGAUGAUGAAGGUUCCUGGGAGCCCUUUCUCUUAGAGGGGACAAGUAAUUUUCCUUUCCUUCCCAAGAUGUUUGGAGUAUCAGUGCAGUCGACUGAAAUGCUGCUGCUGGGAUUUGAGACCUUAAUUAUGCUGAUCAUUAUUAUUUUGUUACUUUCCCCUCUAUUGGAAGCUGUGUGCCAAAGAACCAGUGUCAUAAUUUCUCCCUCUUUACUAUGAUUAUUUUUUUUUCUUUCCUGCUGAGCUGAUGUUGCAUUGUUGCAUAUCCCAGCUGCUCUUUGUGGGGUUUUGUGAAGCUGUGUGUGAAGUCUCUACCUCAUUGUAGUAUAUGCAGGCAAGACUGCACUCUCCUACAGACGUGUGGAGUAAGCUGUGGUGUAGUUUUUGGCACAUAAUAAACACGUUGCAGCAAAAAAAACCCAAUUUUCUUGUGCCUUGUGUCCUUCAUGGGAGUUCUCUACAGCUCCGAGGGCUGUGGUGUUACUUCCUGGAGGUGUGGGGGAAGGUCUGGAUGUGGUUUGGGGGGGAGGGAUCGAUGGAGCUCUGAAUUGUGGAUGCCCUGAGUCACUUGGGAGGGGAGCUCUAUCUGCUGGGCAGUGCAUUUUUAGAUUCCGUUUACCCGAAGUCUCUGCGGGCCCCUAGGCUCCAGCUGGAGCUCCCCUAAUUGCAACAAGAAGUUAGUGAUCCUGGUCGCGGGGCCGGUGUUCUCCCGCUGUGGCAGUGCAGGCGCUGCUCCUGCAGGGCUGUGAGGAGAGCGGGACCCGGGGCUGAGGAGGGCUGAGCUGCCGCAGUGGCCACCUUGUGUGCCCCAUGUCCCUGGAACAGGGAGGGCUUUGGCUCCUUCCACGUCCCAUACGAACUGCAGCAGCCUUGCUGUGGUCACUCCUCCUCCUUUAGAGGUGGUGCGAGUUGGUGAGUGCUCAGCGCUCUCUGUCAGGCCAGCUGUGGGAGGGGCUGGUGCCACUGGCACCGCGAGUCUCUCGCAUUCCCUUCGGCGGCUGCUCCAUGCGGGGCCGCGGCGCUGUGGCUGGUGCCACUGGCACCGCGGGUCUUUCCCAUUCCCUUCGGCGGCUGCUCCGUGCGGGGCCGGGGCGCUGUGGAGCCCUGAGGCUGCGGGAGGAGCCGAGUCUGCCACCGCGCCCGCCAUGGCUCCGCCC